CAAUAGGUUGGCUGUUUGCAUUACUGAAGAAAUGAAACUGAAUUCUGCACUUCUACAGCUGUUGUUCUGUGUGUAGCUCUACUUGUUUGGCUUACAAAAAUGGCUGAGGCAAGUAUUUUAGUGGGACAGGAUGAAUUCUGCUGUUCUGUCUGCUUGGAAUUACUCAAGGCUCCAGCCACUUUAUCCUGUGGACACAGUUUUUGUAUUGACUGUAUUAAUGGUUGCUGGGAUCAGCAAAUAGGAACCUCCAGCUGUCCCCAGUGCAGAGAAACUUUCUAUCCAAGGCCUGCUCUACGUAGGAACCACAUGCUAGCUGAAUUGGUGGAGAAACUGAGACAGGCUGGGCCACAACCUACUGCUCAAGGUUAUGCUACACCUGGAGAUGUGGAGUGUGACAUCUGCCCUGGAAGAAAACAUAAAGCUGUAAAGUCCUGUGUGGUGUGCCUGGUUUCCUACUGUGAAGCUCACUUUAAACCUCAUAAUGAAUAUGCUCCUCUGAAGAUGCACACAGUAAUUGAACCCUCUGCACACCUACAUGAGAAAAUCUGCCCACAGCACGGAAAGCUUCUGGACGUUUUCUGCCGUACAGAUCAGAAAUGUGUUUGCUGUCUGUGCGUGUUGGACGAACACUGUGGCCAUGAAGUAGUUUCCAUUGUAGAUGAGAGAGCAGAGAAACAGAGACAGUUGACGGUGACCCAGAAUGGCUACAAAAAGAGAAUCCAGGAGAAAGAGGAUGAACACCAGGAGCUGACAGAAUCUGUAGCGUCUCUUAAGCAUUCUGCACAGACAGCAGUGGGAGAUACUGAGAGAAUGUUUCGUGAGCUAAUUCAGUCCAUCGAGAGAAAGUGUUCUGAGAUGACAGAGGUGAUCAGAGCUCAGGAGAAAGCUGAAUUAAGUCGAGCUGAAAAGCACCUGAAGCAAGUCAAGCAGGAGAUUGUUGAUCUCAAGAGGAAAGAUGAUGAGCUACAGCAACUAUCACAGACCGAAGACGACUUCCGUUAUUUACAGAUUUUCCAGUCUUACCAAGGUCUCAACCUCACUGAAGACUUUUCCAGAAUUAAGAUUAAUAUGCUACAAUCAUGUGAAGAUAUUAAAAUAUCUGUCUACAAACUCAAAGAGCAAGUUAACAGUAUCAAGCAGCAUCCUGAUUCAUCCUCUCAAUUGAAAGGUCAGGAAAUAGCAUCUCGGUGCCCCCCCUCUGACCAACAACCUGAGCAAAGCAGUUUACCUGAGCCCAAGUUUAACUCUGGCUCCAUGUCUAAACCUGCUGCUAAACUCCAGUUCCCAUUUGGCUCUGCGUCCAUGUCUAAGCCUGCUGCCAAAUCUCAGUCCCCUUUUGGCUCUUUGGUCCUGUCUAAACCUGCUGCUGAACACCAGGUCCCAUUCAGCUUUGGAUCUACGUCUAAAUCUGAUGCUAAACCUGCUGUUGGACCCCAGGCCCUAUUCGGCUCUGGAUCUGUGUUUAAAUCUGAUGCCAAAUCUCAGUCCCCAUUUGGCUCUUUGUCCCUGUCUAAACCUGCUGUUGGACCCCAGGCCCUAUUUGGCUCUGGAUCUGUGUUUAAACCUGCUGCCCAAUCUGAGUCCCCAUUUGGCUCUUUGUCCCUGUCUAAACCUGCUGUUGGACCCCAGGCCUUAUUCAGCUCUGGAUCCGUGUUUAAACCUGCUGCUGAAUCUCAGUCCCCAUUUGGCUCUUUGUCCCUGUCUAAACCUGCUGUUGGACCCCAGGCCCUAUUUGGCUCUGGAUCUGUGUUUAAACCUGCUGCCCAAUCUGAGUCCCCAUUUGGCUCUUUGUCCCUGUCUAAACCAGCUGCUGAACAUCAGGUCCCAUUCAGCUUUGGAUCUGCAUCUAAAUCUGAUGUCGAAAGUCAGUCCCCAUUCGGCUCUUUGUCUCUGUCUAAACCUGCUGUUGGACCCCAGGCCUUAUUCAGCUCUGGAUCCGUGUUUAAACCUGCUGCUGAAUCUCAGUCCCCAUUUGGCUCUUUGUCCCUGUCUAAACCUGCUGUUGGACCCCAGGCCCUAUUUGGCUCUGGAUCUGUGUUUAAACCUGCUGCCCAAUCUGAGUCCCCAUUUGGCUCUUUGUCCCUGUCUAAACCAGCUGCUGAACACUAGGUCCCAUUCAGCUCUGGAUCUGCGUCUAAAUCUGAUGCCGAAUCUCAGUCCCCAUUUGGCUCUUUGUCCCUGUCUAAACCUGCUGUUGGACCCCAGGCCCUAUUUGGCUCUGGAUCUGUGUUUAAACCUGCUGCCCAAUCUGAGUCCCCUUUUGGCUCUUUGUCCCUGUCUAAACCUGCUGCUGAACCCCAGGCCCUAUUCAGCUCUGGAUCUGCAUUUAAACCUUCUGCUGAAUCUGAGUCCCUAUUUGGCUUUGGGUCCACAUCUAAGCCUGCUUCAGAACCCUAAUCCUGAUUCACCUUUGAGAUUCUGCUGGAUGAAUUCUAUUCCUAGAUUGUCACUGGGGCGUCCUCCAAGACUGCCGUUGUCCUCCAUCUCAACAUAAGAAAUAGCUGAUGCUAAAGUAAGGGUGCAUUAUAUUUGUUUAAUCUGCAUUACUGCUAAAUAUGUAUUCCUUAACAUCUAGGAGUAGUGCACUAGUUGUGACCUUUAAGUAUACACAAUAUGAACUCCCAGAACUUUGAUUACUUUUGCACAUAAUGACCAGUGUUCCCAUUUUUAGUGUGUGUUAUCUAAACUGCCUCUGUGGGUAAUAUGAAUAUAUGGAAUGAAAGCCUUUAAUGAAAUGUAAUGAAGUUUCUUGCACUCAUUGUACAAAGCAUUUAUUCAGAUGACUGGAGCAAAUUAAAGGCUGUAUCCUCUUUUCCAAAGAAGGUUUGUAAGAUUUGAAAAUUAAUGACAACUGUUAAGUUAUUGCUUACACACACAUUUCCAGGUAUAAAAAUG
Colossoma macropomum (tambaqui) is the source of this 2895-nucleotide messenger RNA. RefSeq names its product E3 ubiquitin-protein ligase TRIM47-like. Gene Ontology annotation, molecular function: zinc ion binding. Bases 100 to 2109 code for a protein of 669 amino acids. The transcript has 4 exons. The record is from RefSeq and is a predicted model, not a curated record. NCBI's taxonomy places the organism in Eukaryota, Metazoa, Chordata, Actinopteri, Characiformes, Serrasalmidae.